Messenger RNA from Carica papaya (papaya), 2466 nucleotides. Its product is annotated as zinc knuckle (CCHC-type) family protein. Gene Ontology annotation, biological process: regulation of DNA-templated transcription. The record is from RefSeq and is a predicted model, not a curated record. Lineage: Eukaryota; Viridiplantae; Streptophyta; Magnoliopsida; Brassicales; Caricaceae. Gene Ontology annotation, molecular function: DNA binding.
GAACCUUUCUGCCCUCUUGAUUUUCUUUUUCCUCUCCGCUUCUUCCGCUGCCGCUGGAUUCGGAAUUCACUUCUUUCAGCGCAGUAUGGAAGAAAAUUUAAUGGUAGGGCACGGUGAUCUGCGGGAGAUGUUUUGAACCCCAAAAACUCUUUUUCUAUAACCCAUGUUCCACCUUUCUUCCCCGUGAUUGUUAAAAUACCUCUGCUUCAUUUCAUUUUAAUUUGCUUAUGAAAAUGGAACCUGAAAUCCAACGGAAGGUCGAGGAAGCCGUGAAAGACAUGCUUAAAAGAGCCGACAUGGAGAACAUGAAUCAAUUCAAGCUCAGACUUGCUGUAUCAGAGCGACUCGGUCUUGAUCUCUCCGGAAUCGAGCAUAAGAGGUUUAUCAAAGACGUUAUAGACUCUUUUCUACUCUCUACCGCUGACGAGACGUCUCGGAAUGGUGCGGAAACGGAGACUAAGAUUGGAGACGGCAUUAUCGACUCUUCUCUACUCCCAAGUGACGAGACGGCUCGUAAUGGUGCAGAAACCGAGACGAAGAUUGGAGAUGGCGUUAUCAACUCUUCCUUACUCCCAACUGCUGACGACACGGGUUGUGAAGGUGUGGAAACCGAGACGAAGCUAGGAGAGGAGAUCGCGGAGAGAGACACAGUGGUGCAAGGAGAUGAAACAGAGCAGAAGGCGGAGGUUAAGAAGAUUAUCGUCAGGGAUCGCGUUCUUUGCGAGCUAUCAAACAAGAAAAGUGUGGUGCUUAAAGCUUUCAAAGGGAAUCCCUACUUAUCAAUUGGAGAACAUCAUCUUAGGGAGGGAAAGCAGAUUACUACUGGUAAAGGAAUUAAUUUGUCAGCUGAGCAAUGGUCGAUCAUCAAAAAGAAUAUCCCUGCAAUUCAAGAAGCCAUUAAGAAGAUGAAUUCAAAUUUAAUGAGAUCUGAGCCUGAUGGUGAACAAAAUACUACCGUGUCUAAUUCAGCAAUUGAUUUUACUGACGAAUUUGUUCCUAUUGAGACUACCCGUUUUGAUGGAAAUAAUUAUCAUUUAUGGGCAGCAAAGAUGGAAUUCUUCUUAAAGCAAUUAAAACUCUUGUACGUGCUCACUGGGCAAUGCCCAAGUAGUGCCUGUGGUCUAGAAGCAAGUACUGAAGAACUUGAUCAAGCAAAAGCAGCCAGACAAAAGUGGGUUAGGGAUGACUAUCUUUGUCGCCAGAAUAUAUUGAACUCUCUAUGUGAUCGUCUUUAUCAUGAAUACUCGAAGAAAAGUAAGAAUGCUAAGGAACUGUGGGACGAACUAAAAUUAAUUUACGAGUAUGACCCACAUGGAACAAGGAGGCAUCAAGUCAGUAAUUAUAUUAAUUUUCAGAUGGUUGAAGAGAAAUCAGUUCUUGAACAAGUUCAAGAACUCAAUAAGAUUGCUGACAACAUUGUUGCUGCUGGAAUGUUUCUUGAUGAGAAUUUUCAUGUUAGUGCCGUCAUUGCUAAGUUUCCUCAAUCUUGGAAACACUUCAGCAUCAAGUUGAUGCAUGAGGAACAUCUACCAAUCCUUAUGUUGAUGGAUCGUGUGAAGGCUGAGGAAGAGUCUGGCAAUAGAACCAGGCAACUAGAUACAUUCAAGUUUGUAAAUUUUCAACCAUCCAAGGGCCACGGGCCAAGGAUGGAAGAUAUAAAGUUAGGGCUAACCUGUAAUAAGAGAGAAGCAGAGACAGCUGGCAGAGUCAUGAUCUGUCAUACUUGCAGCAAAAUGGGGCAUAUUUCCAGAUACUGUCAUAGUAAGAAGUCUGAUAGACAUGCCAACGGGAAGCCGUUUGAUGGGGAGGCUAAUGAGAAGCCCUUUGAUAAGGAAGCUAAGGAGAAGUCUGAUAGAGAAGCUAACAGGAAGCAGUUUAAUGAGGAGGCUAAUGAGAAGCCCUUUGAUAAGGAAGAUAAUGAAAAUCUGGUCAGGGACAAUUCAAAUAUAUAUAUGGUUGCUGACAUCGACAUGGCUGACAGCAAUAAAGUGUAGUCGAUAAAGAAAAAAGCUUCAGUGAUGCCCAUGACUGGCUUGAACUCAGCCCCUCCAUUUAAAAGCUGUGCAACUAAAGUAGGCUAAAUUCCCAGAGCCUGGUUCACAACACAUGGAUGAGCAAGGGCUUGAAUUUCUUCAGUUUGCUUUUCGCUGGUUUAAUUGUCUUUUGAUUUGCAAGAUUCCUUUCCAUCUGGUUACACGCCUAUGGGAUACUUAUCUUGCGGAAGGAGAUGCAUUGCCAGAUUUCUUUGUGUACAUAUUUGCUAGUUUUCUUCUAAUGGGGAGACACAUCCUCAUUUCCUUGGCACUUCAGUAUGAAGUAUUAAGUUGUUCUCUGGGUUGAUCUUCUUUCAUGCUUAAAAAUAUAGAUGAAGUUUGAACUGAAAUGAACCAUGUUUGAUGCCUUAAAAUCCUGUGCUUAUUCGUACUCUAUAUUUCUCAUAAAAUUGAGUGCCUACUUCUGAUAAAA